Messenger RNA from Hypoxylon fragiforme, 1148 nucleotides. Its product is annotated as tRNA guanylyltransferase. The coding region runs from base 164 to 1030 and encodes 288 amino acids. Lineage: Eukaryota; Fungi; Ascomycota; Sordariomycetes; Xylariales; Hypoxylaceae. The transcript is spliced from 8 exons. The record is from RefSeq and is a predicted model, not a curated record. Gene Ontology annotation, biological process: tRNA modification. Gene Ontology annotation, molecular function: magnesium ion binding; tRNA guanylyltransferase activity.
GUAGUAUUCCUGUAUUGCAUACAUGUAUGUACCUACUACUAUUUAUGUAUACAUACAUUAUGUAUGUUAGUCACUCAUAGUGAAGACCAUUUAUCGUCUACAUCCUCUUUAUAUACCAAUUUGUAUACGAUUUGAUCGCAGUCUCUACAGGCUAUUCGAUUCAAUGGCUAAUUCAAGGUUUGAAUAUGUCAAACAAUUCGAGCAAGUUGACAAUCUACUACCGAACACAUGGAUAGUAGUGAGAAUAGAUGGUCGCGGGUUCACCAAAUUAUGCGCCAAGUAUAAUUUUGAAAAGCCCAAUGACCGUAGAGCGCUGGACUUAAUGAACGCCGCUGCGAAAGCUGUUGUUACCGAGCUUCCUGAUAUUACCAUCGCUUAUGGGGUCAGUGAUGAGUAUAGCUUUUGUUUCCAUAAAACCUGUACCCUAUUUGAAAGAAGGGCCAGCAAAAUAACAUCUACCAUUGUCUCGACAUUUACUGCAAACUACAUCUAUCUAUGGUCAACCUACUUCCCAGAUCUGCCACUGUCAGCUCCUCUUCCUAGCUUCGACGGCAGGGCCGUUUGCUACCCUAGUGUACAGAACCUACGCGACUACAUGAGCUGGCGCCAGGUAGACUGCCACAUUAACAACUUAUACAACACCACAUUCUGGUCACUCGUUAAACUCGGGGGGAUGGAGGCGAAAGAUGCCGAGAUGCUAUUAUCUGGCACACUUGCGGCUGAUAAGAAUGAGAUCUUAUUCUCGAAAUUCGGAAUCAACUACAACAACGAACCAGAAAUCCUCAGGAAAGGAAGUGUAGUAUUUCGAGAUUACGAGCUCGUUGAGCCAGGCAGUGACGACGUGGCAAAAGCAGCCGAUGAGCUGGCGGAGCCCAUACGACAGUCCAAAACACAGGAUGACAAGGACAAGAAACGACGAGCAAAAGCUGUAGUAGUAGUCAAUCACUUAGAUAUCAUAAAGGACGACUUCUGGGAAAGACGGCCUUGGCUCCUGUCCAACAAACCAGGAAAGAUUUCCAAAGAGACUUAGGAAAAACCGACACUGUCAACCAUCACGAUAUUGGCAUCAGGUAUACGCGAUAAUGCGCACCCAACUCAGACGUACAUCAUUAAGCCUCCAGUCUCAAGCCGUAAUGGAUCAUGUGCAG